AUGAUCUGUAAACUGAAGAGAGUUCCAGUUCCUUAUUAUUACCUCCCCUCUGCUUCCUUAUUAUUACCUCCUAUCUGCUUCCUUAUCUAUGCAUCCUUAUUAUUACCUCCUCUCUGCUCCUUAUUAUUACCCCCUCUCUGCUUUCUUAUCUCUGCUUCCUUAUUAUUACCUCCUCUCUGCUUUCUUAUCUUUAGCUCCUCUCUGCUCCUUAUUAUUACCUCCUUUCUGCUUCCUUAUUAUUACCCCCUCUAUGCUUUCUUAUCUCUGCAUCCUUAUUAUUACCUCCUCUCUGCUUUCUUAUUAUUUCCCCCUCUCUGCUUUCUUAUCUCUGCUUCCUUAUUAUUACCUCCUCUCUGCUUCUCUUUCCUUAUUAUUACCCCUCUCUGCUUUCUUAUCUCUGCUUCCUUAUCAUUACCUCCUCUCUGCUUUCUUAUCUCUGCUUCCUUAUUAUUACCCCUGCUUCCUCUGCUUUCUUAUCUCUGCUUCCUUAUUAUUACCUCCUCUCUCUGCUUUCUUAUCUCUGCUUCCUUAUUAUUACCCCCUCUCUGCUUUCUUAUCUCUGCUUCCUUAUUAUUACCUCCUCUCUGCUUUCUUAUCUCUGCUUCCUUAUUAUUACCUCCUCUCUGCUUUCUUAUCUCUGCUUCCUUAUUAUUACCCCCUCUCUGCUUCCUUAUCCUCUUCUGCUUCCUUAUCUCUGCUUCCUUAUUAUUACCCCCCUCUCUGCUGAUUCCUUAUCUCUGCUUCCUUAUUAUUACCUCCCCUCUGCUUCCUUAUUAUUACUCCUAUCUGCUUCCUUAUCUAUGCUUCCUUAUUAUUACCUCCUCUGCUUUCUCCUUUCCUUAUUAUUACCCCCCUCUGCUUUCUUAUCUCUGCUUCCUUUAUUAUUACCUCCUUUCUUAUUCCUUAUUAUUACCUCCUCUCUGCUUUCUAAUCUUUAGCUCCUCUCUGCUCCUUAUUAUUAACCCCUCUCUGCUUUCUUAUCUCUGCAUCCUUAUUAUUACCUCCUCUCUGCUUCCUUAUCUCUGCUUCCUUAUUAUUACCUCCUCUCUGCUUUCUUAUCUCUGCUUCCUUAUUAUUACCUCCUCUCUGCUUCCUUAUUAUUACCCCCUCUCUGCUUUCUUAUCUCUGCUUCCUUAUUAUUACUUCCUCUCUGCUUUCUUAUCUCUGCUUCCUUAUUAUUACCCCCUCUCUGCUUUCUUAUCUCUGCUUCCUUAUUAUUACCUCCUCUCUGCUUUCUCCCUCUCUGCUUUCUUAUUAUUACCCCCUCUCUGCUUUCUUAUCUCUGCCCCUCUUGCUUUAUUACCUCCUCUCUGCUUUCUCUCUCUGCUUUCUUAUUAUUAUUACCUCUCUGUUUCUUAUCUCUGCUUCCUUAUUAUUACCUCCUCUCUGCUUUCUUAUCUCUGCUUCCUUAUUAUUACCCCCUCUCUGCUUUCUUAUCUCUGCUUCCUUAUUACCUCCUCUCUGCUUUCUUAUCUCUGCUUCCUUAUUAUUACCUCCUCUCUGCUUUCUUAUCUCUAUUAUUACUCCUCUCUUAUUCUUCCUUCCUUACCCCCCUCUCUGCUUUCCUUAUCUUCCUACCUCCUCUCUGCUUUCUUAUCUCUGCUUCCUUAUUACCUCCUCUGCUUCCUAUCUCUGCUUCCUUAUCAUUACCUCCUCUCUGCUUUCUUAUCUCUGCUUCCUUAUUAUUACCCCCUCUCUGCUUCCUUAUCAUUACCUCCUCUCUGCUUUCUUAUCUCUGCUUCCUUAUUAUUACCCCCUCUCUGCUUUCUUAUCUCUGCUUCCUUAUUAUUACCUCCUCUCUGCUUCUUUAUUAUUACCUCCUCUCUGCUUUCUUAUCUCUGCUUCCUUAUUAUUACCUCCUCUCUGCUUUCUUAUCUCUGCUUCCUUAUUAUUACCCCCUCUCUGCUUUCUUAUCUCUGCUUCCUUAUUAUUACCCCCUCUCUGCUUUCUUAUCUCUGCUUUCUUAUUAUUACCUCCUCUCUGCUUUCUUAUCUCUGCUUCCUUAUUAUUACCUCCUCUCUGCUUUCUUAUCUCUGCUUCCUUAUUAUUACCUCCUCUCUGCUUUCUUAUCUCUGCUUUCUUACUAUUACCUCCUGUCUGCUCCUUAUUAUUACCUCCUCUCUGCUUCCUUAUCUCUGUUUCCUUAUUAUUACCUCCUCUCUGCUUCCUUAUUAUUACCCCCUCUCUGCUUUCUUAUCUCUGCUUCCUUAUUAUUACCUCCUCUCUGCUUCCUUAUCUCUUCUGUUCAUUAUCUGUCCAUCUCAUUCCUUUUCAUAUCUAUCUCUCCGUCCUUUUCAUAUUAUUGAUAUAUCUAUCUAUCUCAGUCAUUUUCAUAUUUAUCUAUCAACGUCUGUUCAUUAUCUAAAUCCCUUUCAUAUCUAUCUACUUAUCUAUCUCAGUCAUUUCCAUAAUUAUCUAUCUAUCUAUCUAUCUAUCACAGUCUGUUCAUUAUUUAUCCAUCUCAGUCGUUUUCAUAUUUAUCUAUCUAUCUGGAGUGACAGGGUGUAA
Messenger RNA from Acanthosepion pharaonis, 2508 nucleotides. Lineage: Eukaryota; Metazoa; Mollusca; Cephalopoda; Sepiida; Sepiidae. The record is from the annotation of a GenBank genome assembly.